Molecule: messenger RNA, 2490 nt
Organism: Rhodotorula toruloides NP11
Lineage: Eukaryota; Fungi; Basidiomycota; Microbotryomycetes; Sporidiobolales; Sporidiobolaceae
Product: E3 ubiquitin-protein ligase synoviolin
Exons: 7
Coding region: 1-2490 (829 amino acids)
Cellular component (GO): cytoplasm
Source: RefSeq, a predicted model, not a curated record
AUGGUCCGAGGAGGACGACUCGCGCUGUACGGCGCCGUGUCGACGGUGCUGGCGGUGUGGACGGUGCUGAAUGCGUUUAGGCAAAGGAGCAACUUCUACGCGGCGGCCGUCUACCUCUCCAAGAGCAACGCGUGCAUGAUGAUCCUGUGGAACCAGGGCAUCUUCCAGACAGUCAUGCUCGGCAAGCUGCUGCAGGCGGUCUUCCUCGGCGAGCUGCGGUUGAUCGAGGUCGAGCGGCUACAAGAACGAGGCUGGUUUGCCGUCACCGAGACCCUCCUCGCCCUCACCAUCUUCAAGGACGACUUCGAGAGCACCUUUGUCGUCCUCUUCGUCGGCCUGCUAUUCCUCAAGGUGUUCCACUGGCUCGCCAGCGACCGCAUAGAGAUGAUGGAACAGGCCGCCCAAGUCUCGCGACUUGCUCACGCCCGCAUGAUCGGCCUGCUCUCGCUGCUUUGGCUCGCCGACAUCGCCUGUCUCUUCUACGCCGUCGAGUCGAUCAUGCUCGACGGGCCAACCGUCAUGAUCAUGUUUGCGUCCGAGUACAUGAUCCUCUUGGCGACUGUAUGGACCACGACGAUGAAGUACGCCCUGCACUGCAUCGACACGCGUCGCGACGUUCCUUGGGAGGCGAAGAGCAUCUACAUCUUCUAUGUCGAACUCGCCGCAGACUUCUUCAAGCUCUGCACCUACCUCACCUUUUUCGGCCUCAUCCUGACCUUCUACGGCCUCCCCCUCAACAUCCUCCGCGACGUCUACAUCACGCUUCGCUCUUUCCUCCUCAAGCUGCGCGACCUCCGACGGUACCGCCAAGCGACGCGGAACAUGGACGAGCUGUACCCUAACGCGACGAGGGAGGAGAUGGACGCGAUGACGGACAAGACGUGCAUCAUCUGCCGCGAGGACAUGGAGUUCCGGCCUGCCGAAGGCGAAGUCGCAGGUGCAGAGGGCGCGCGGGAUGGUCCGCAGGCAGGAACGGAUGCUGGAGCGCAACCGCCGCAGGCAGUGCAGCGAGUCGGUCUCAACGACACGCCGAAGAAGCUGCCGUGCGGGCACGUCUUCCACUUCCACUGCUUGCGGAGCUGGCUUGAGCGCCAGCAGAGCUGUCCAACCUGUCGCCGCCCCGUUUUGCCGCAAGAGCAGCCACGCCAACAGCCGCAGCAACAACCACCAUUCCCUGGUGCGCAGCCUGCCGGCCUGGCUCCCGCAGGCGCCCCCAAUGCACGGCCAGAUGCGCCUGGCGCCCCUCCUCCCGCUCAAGACGCUAUUCGCCAAGCUCAGAUCAACCUCGCUCGCAACCUCGGCCGCGAAGCGUUCGGCGUCCUCCUUCCCGGCGUCCCCUUCCCGCCCGAAGCUGAGGCUCACCUUCCACCUGCGCCGACAGUUCCGCCAGCAGCACAGGCGACAGCGGCACAGGCUGCUCCUCCUCCUGCGGGACCCACUUCUCCGCCGCUCGCGAGCGACAGUGCGACUACAAUCGCCGGUCCCUCUUCAACCUCCGCCACACCGCCUGUCGACGCCACCACCGCCGGCGACAACCCUCUUGCCCGCUUCAAUCUCCCUUCUCUCCCUCUCCCUGAAACGGGUGAAGGCGGUCUCUACCACACUCCUCCUACGAUGGCAUACCCCUCGCCCGGCUCCUCUUCCUUCGCCGACCUCGCCUACGGCUCUUAUCCCCAGUUCGUCGGCGCACCCCUCCUUCCGCCUCCUCCAGCCGGUUCGGCACAAGCUCGAGCGGUUCCUCCAAAUCUACUCGACCGCAUCGACCUGAUACGGAGACGGUGGCAGGCGCUUGGUGCUGCUGGUGGAGAAGCGGUCGGCGGGGCGCAGGCGAAUGGCGAUGCGAACGGGGCGGGUGCGGACGAGAAGGACAAGCCGAAGGUCGACAAGGGGAAAGGAAAGGCGGUCGCGACGGAGCUUGCUGCCGAGUCGGAACCAGAGUCAGCAAAGACGGACGAGGAGCUGACGCCUCGCGAGGCGGCACUUCGAGCGGCCGAGCGAAGAGCGGGCAAGCAGCCCGCCUCGGCCCCGCCGCGCCCUCUCCCGACGUCCGAUCCUUCCGACAAGACCGUCAUCCGAGUAGACGCCGCGUCUCAGUCAGAGCCGUCCAGCUCAGCUGCCCGCCCGUCUGCCUCGCCUAGACCAGUCACCCUACCUCGCCUGAUCCCGCUCUUCGACCCAUCGAACCCGCCUGCGCCCUCCCUCUCGUCAGCCACCCUUCCAUCUCUAUCCGACGUCUUGCCAUCAUCGUCCGCCUCGAAGACCAAGAGCGAGCAGCUCAGCGAGGCAGACGAGCUCGUCCGUCGAGGUCUUGAGGAACGCUUGCGGCUUCUCGUCGGCUUCCAGGACCGCAUCGAGCAUCUCGUUGGCGAUAUGCGUACCGCGCUGAUGGGUAUGGACCUGACGACUGGCGCUACGAGGAGUGGUAGAGGCACAGGUGGAGGACUUGGAGGAGUUUCGACACGUGAAGGUACCCGCGACGAUGGCGCCUAG